AUGGCGGCAGAUUCACGAUACACACGCCACUUUUCAUCACAAUGUGGUUCAUUAUAUCCCAGAGAAUGCGAACUAUGUCUUCCUCGCUUAAAAUUCCAUGAUCAGGCACAUUUUGCUCGUCAUUUGCGAGUAGUUCAUGCGACAAAAGAGGGAGGAUCCUAUAUUUGCCAUUAUGGCGAGAACAACGUUUGUCAGAAGCUACCAUUGGAAGGAGUAUCUGACGACGAUUACGAGACACAUAUACGUCGUGUUCAUUGUGUGCCUCUUCAACAGUCCAAACUCGCUGUCCAGGAUCCUCGUGAAAAGGAGUUCACUUUAACCAGG
Ostertagia ostertagi is the source of this 324-nucleotide messenger RNA. NCBI's taxonomy places the organism in Eukaryota, Metazoa, Nematoda, Chromadorea, Rhabditida, Trichostrongylidae. The record is from the annotation of a GenBank genome assembly.